Musa acuminata AAA Group (dessert banana) is the source of this 1660-nucleotide messenger RNA. RefSeq lists its product as uncharacterized. Lineage: Eukaryota; Viridiplantae; Streptophyta; Magnoliopsida; Zingiberales; Musaceae. The record is from RefSeq and is a predicted model, not a curated record. Gene Ontology annotation, molecular function: RNA binding. Bases 557 to 1396 code for a protein of 279 amino acids. The transcript has 10 exons.
ACACAUAAAGAUAUAUUAUAUAAAAUACGGGGUUAUACGAGAAAAACCAACAAAAAAUAUUUUGUUUGAGAAGCACAUGGAGACAUACAUACAUACACGUGUAUUAUAUACACGUAUGUGUAUUGUGUCUUUUGUGCUUGCGGUACUUUUGCUUCGACCUGAGAAGAACCCUUCCCACUCAAAACCCUACCCCUACCGGUCCCUGUGGCUUCGCUUCCCGUCGUCGGAGGAGCACCCUUUGAGCCAUGGAUAGGUACCAUAAGGUGGAGAAGCCGCGGCAGGAAUCGGCCAUCAACGAGAACGAGAUCCGAAUCACCAGCCAGGGCAUCAUCCGCAACUAUGUGAGCUACGCGACCAGCCUCCUUCUGGUUGGGAAUUCGAUGGAUGUUUUAACCAUGUAACAACUGGUGUUGGAAGUAUAGUAUACAAUUCAUCUUCUCAAUAUAUGGAUGGAAGUACGAGUACACAGCUGAUAAUGAAGCUGUUGCCAUUGGAGAAAUCCUUCUUGACAUGAUUCUAUUAGGUUGAUCAAUCAUUUUGAGCAGGUGGAUGGGUGAUGAUGGGGGUGUUGUGGCUUCCCUUUUCAUUUUUGGACACGUGGUCUCUCGAAGGAAGUUUCGGGGCUCAAGAUGGAAGAGGAUCAGUUUGGUUUGAACAGGAAAAACAUGUUGGAGAGAUUGUCUUAAAGGCAAUGGGACAGGCAAUCAGCAAAGCAGUGGCAAUCGCCGAGAUUGUAAAGAAAAGGAUUCCUGGGUUAUAUCAAGAUACUGCAAUCAGUUCGGUCAGUAUUACUGAUGUGUGGGAACCUAUUGAAGAGGGUCUUGUACCUUUGGAGACGACACGUCAUGUUUCAAUGAUUUCAAUAUCUUUGUCAGCCAGAGAGCUAAACAAGAACUCCCCUGGGUACCAAGUACCUCUAGAGCAGCCAAAGCAUCAGCAAAGAUAUCAACAACCACAACAAUUUCAAUGGCAACAGCAGAUUCAACCAAAGCAACCACAAACUCAACUUAAUGAAGAUUUUUAUGCACGAGGACGUGGUAGAGGUAGAGGAAGAGGAAGAGGAAGAGGGAGGGGUUGGGGAAGAAGAUAUGGUGGCUAUGGUGGAUAUGACAAUAACCAGGGUGGAUAUGGCAACAAUCAAGGAGGAUAUGGUGGCUAUGGAAGAUAUGACAAUAACGGUGGAUAUGGCAACUAUCAAGGUGGAUAUAGCCAUGAUCGGGAUAAUGGUGGAUGGAACUCCAACUGGGGUCGAGGUGGUGGACGUGGUAGAGGUGGUUGGAAUUAUCGUGGUGGAGCAUAUGGAGGAGGUAGAGGAGAUGGUGGAAGAGCUGCUGGGAGAGGUUAUGGUGGUGGUCGAGGAAGGAUGGUCAACCGUGCGAGAGAAAACCAGGUCUAGUGUCAUGUUGGGCUUGAAGAAUUAUAGAAGGGGUUAUGCAAAGACUUAUUUGGGGCAUUAACUAGAGUAGGUAGUUUUUGCAAGAGCAAGCUCUGAUGGCAAAAAUAGUGGCUGCGUUUUCCUCCCCGUUUCAUGUUUAUGUUGGUUUCUCAUAAUUGUUACAUUCUGCUCCUUUCUCUGCCCGUAUGUCCAUUAAACCAUACCAGUGUAUCCGAAAAUUCUAAUUCUUAUAGCAUGCCUGUAGAGUAUCAGUUUUGCUCUUUC